Molecule: messenger RNA, 3873 nt
Organism: Salmo salar (Atlantic salmon)
Lineage: Eukaryota; Metazoa; Chordata; Actinopteri; Salmoniformes; Salmonidae
Product: alpha-tocopherol transfer protein-like
Cellular component (GO): membrane
Molecular function (GO): phosphatidylinositol bisphosphate binding
Source: RefSeq, a predicted model, not a curated record
CAAAAUGCGAUUUUAAACCUAACCCAAACCUUAACCACACUGAUAACGUUAUGCCUAACCCUGACCUUAAAUUAAGACCAAAAUGCUCAUUUUGUUUUAAUGAAUUUUUACGAUACAGCCAGUUUUGUCUGUGGCUGUGGUAACUAGUGGAAACCCAGAAAGGUUGGUUUGUUGUUGGCAGCUUCUGUUUUGAUUAAAUAAGCAUUCGUCUGGAGAACACUUUUGACCCUGGAAAAAAAAAAAAACGAUCGUCAUUCUGGUUGGUAUUCAGAAUCCGCAGUAACUUGCAGGCACAGCUUCUCGAGUACAGCGCGGUCAAAAGCAGAAUUGGCCAAAAUGAUGUCUGAAGAAAGCGCGCCCAUGAGGCACAUUGAUCUUGGGUCUCCUCCUCCUCUGGAACCACCAGCGGCUGGUUACAGGUUCCCCGGCCCUCCGCCACCCAACUACUCCUGCACUCUGACCCCUGAGCUGGUAGCCAAAGCCCGGGAGGAGCUACAGGAGAAGCCAGAGUGGAGGCUGAGAGAUGUGCAGGCCCUGAGGGACAUGGUGCUGAAGGAGCAGCCUAACCUCCGAACCAGGCUGGACGAUGCCUUCCUCCUGCGCUUCCUACGGGCCAGGAAGUUUGACUAUGACCGUGCCAUGCAGCUUCUCCUCAACUACCAUACCAGUCGGCGGGCCUGGCCUGAGGUCUUCCAGGACCUGAAACCUUCCACUAUCAAACAUGUGUUAGACCUGGGCUUCCUCACUGUCCUGCCCCAUCCAGACCCUAAUGGACGCUACAUCCUCUGUCUCAGACCUGGAAAAUGGAAAGCGAAUGAUUAUCCAUUUGAGGACAACAUCCGGGCAAUUUACCUGACUCUGGAGAAGCUGAUUCAGCCAGAGGAGACUCAGGUUAAUGGGAUCGUCAUCUUAGCAGACUACACUGGGGUGGGCUUGUCUCAGGCAUCCAAUCCGGGCCCAUUCCUGGCCAAGAAGGUUGUCAGCAUCCUUCAGGAUAGCUUCCCAAUAAGAAUCAAGGCUGUUAACAUCAUAAAUGAGCCCCGGAUUUUCAAAGGGAUCUUUGCAAUAAUUAAGCCUUUUUUGAAGGAGAAGAUGGCAGAGAGGUACGUUCUCCAUGGGUCAGACCUGCGCUCUUUGCACCGCAACAUCCCUCGAUCCGUCCUGCCAGAGGAGUAUGGUGGGGUAGCCGGCCACCUCGACAUGUCAGCCUGGUCGAAGACAUUACUGGACUCUGAGGAGGAGUUUAUAGUGGAGUUCUGCCAGCCAGAUCCUCUAGAGGGCGUAGUUCUCCCAGACUCCAUGCCGUUUGAAGGGCAGCAGCCUGGUGGUGCUGCCCAGGAUGAUGACACCUUCAGGGGGCUACGCUCUCAGCUCUACUACUGUUACUGAUACUGACCGUCACCUCUCUCUCGUUUAACUACUGUGAGGACACUAGCCUGGUCCCAGAUGUGUUUGUGCUGUCUUGCCAACGCCUAUAGUCAUUUAUGUGACAAUGGCCAUAGGAGUUGGUUAAACAGCACAACUAGAUCUGGGACUAGGCUAUGAGAACACUACUGUUUCUUUUGAAACAUUUAUCUAUGUUUUAUCAUGGUCCCAUGGGGCAAGUUUUCAAUGUUAUUUAGUAGAAAUCACUACAGGAGGAGCUAAAUAGUCAUCUGGGCCCAUAUUCAAAAAGCGUCUCAGAGUAGGAGUGCUGAUUAUAGGAUUGUUUUUUACCUUUGAGAUCAUAAUUAAUACAAUUAUAUGGACAUGGGAGACGCUUUAUGAGUUCAGGGCCUACUACAUGGCCAAGCAUAAGGCAGCUUCAGGUUUUGGCAAAGAGGCUUAAUAGGAGCUGCCUCUCGGUUUCAAACAAUUUCCAGUGUUACAUUUAUUUCCUAUAGAGGAAGACGAUCAACUGUGCCCAUUUGAAAUGCCACUCACUUCCGCUUUCUUCUUAAUUUCUCAGAAUACAUGUACUGAGGCUGUUCCUGUUAGACUUCCUCUGCAUGGUCAUAUUCAAACACCAUGUUGUAGCCUUACCCGAUCCAUACUUUGCCUUAAUCUAUUUUCAAUAAUGAUAGGGGUAAUGAAUGGGUUAUGGUUAAUGGGUUAUGAAUGGGAUUUCAUUUGUAACCAUAUAAGGUUGCCACUUUUAUCCAGAGCAAUGAGUGGAUAGCCAACAAUUUUAGCAUGUGUAUGUGAUCCCUGCAGGAAUUGAAACCAGUGAUGAACUUGCCAUCGGUGGUGCCACGCUCUUACUAACUGAGCCACUCAAGACCUGUAAUGUCUGAGUUACUGAGAGCCCUAGCCUACAGUAUGACAUGUGCAUUCGUUCUUAUUAAGACACGUUUUACUAGUGCUGAUCAGUUAAUACAGCCUGACUUCAAGGACGUAACAUAGUAAACACAAAUCUGUGACACUCAAAUUACAGUAGUAUGAUACGUUACAUUUGGUAUGGUUACAUAAGACAGAAGGUUACUUAAGCCAAAAACUAAAGUGGGGAGGAUGGGUGGGCGUAUAACGCAAACGUCUAGCAACCCAAAGGUCACGUGUAUCGAACAACAUCACAGACAACAGAUUUGUGUUUACUAUGUUACAUCUACCCCGGAGUCCAGGUUGGUUAUUUCUCGUUCAUCCUGAUUUGAUUUCACCCACUAGCAUUGUAGAUAGUGGAUAGUUCUAAAAUAGUAACUACAAUAUUACAUAUUAAUGUCAACAUAGCUGACAUUUAUCUACAUGAAAUGGCCUUGUUAAUGCAUUGUUCUAGACAAGUUUGAAUCCACAGACAGAUAAUUAUUUUCAUAAUUACAAACCGAUACCUGCUUUAUGUUUUCUUUGCAUUAUACCAAUAGUGACAACACUUCGAGCUGGUUUCCUGGACACAGAUUAAGCCUAGUUCUAGACUAAAAAGGAUGUUCAAUGGAAAUUCUCCAUUAGUACAGAACUAAGCCUAAUCUGUGAUUGGAAAACCAGCCCAUAAUGUUCUGUUUUAAUCUCAACCCAGGGUACAGAAGCCAGUUCUAUGGGGGACUCCACCCAGCAACACUGGAGCUAUAAGUCAGUUUUUGCCAAAUAUUUUAUUAUUACCACAGGUCAUUUAGAGAUGAGGUUAUAUUGCCACCAAGAAUGUGCAAAGCUGUCAUCAAGGCAAAGGGUGGCUACUUUGAAGAAUCUCAAAUAUAAAAUAUAUUUUGAUUUGUUUAACACUUUUUUGGUUACUACAUGAUUCCAUAUGUGUUAUUUCAUUGUUUUGAUGUCUUCACUAUUAUUCUACAAUGUAGAAAAUAGUACAAAUAAAGGAAAACCCUUGAAUGAGUAGGUGUGUCCAAACUUUUGACUGGUACUGGAUAUAUAUAUCAGCCUAUAUAUAUCAGCCAUAUAUAUAUAUAUAUAUAUAUAGGCCUAUUAUUCAUUAUUUUAUGAAAGACCAAAGUGUUUUUGAAAUAUUUUAUUUUGUCAUUGUUACAUUGCACAAUGUUAUAUUGUAAUUAGCUAAAACGUUUAUUUUUCUAAGCAUGUCUGCAAUCAAUCAAGUGUAUUUAUAAAGCCCUUUUUACAUCAGCAGAUGUCACAAAGCGCUAUACAGAAACUCAGCCAAAAACCACGAACAGCAAGCAAUGCAGAUGUCCUCCCUCAUAUUGCAGAGUAAACCUAUAUCGAUCAAGAGAUUAAUAAACUAAUUUCAAAUGCAGAUGUUGUGUAUUCUGCAAAACCCUUACAUGUCCAUUAGGCCUAGAGGAUGGUUUGCACAUAGAGAUCUUAGGGCAGUGUUCCCCAACUAGCGGCCCACAGGACAAAUUUGGCCCGCGGGUGAUUUUAUUUGGCCCCCCAAGUUUUCUGAGCAAAAAAAGUGUUUAUUUUAUUGUUGGACAUAAAAGACUAAAAACACCA